Molecule: messenger RNA, 2283 nt
Organism: Centropristis striata (black sea bass)
Lineage: Eukaryota; Metazoa; Chordata; Actinopteri; Perciformes; Serranidae
Gene: cdk5rap3
Product: CDK5 regulatory subunit associated protein 3
Exons: 14
Coding region: 137-1642 (501 amino acids)
Biological process (GO): regulation of cyclin-dependent protein serine/threonine kinase activity; regulation of mitotic cell cycle
Cellular component (GO): endomembrane system
Source: RefSeq, a predicted model, not a curated record
CUCUCCUUCCCGUAACGUGUCAUAAACAGUGCAAUCCGGAUGGUGGCUGAAAUCUGGGAUAAAAACCUGUUAAAUCAGAAAAUAAUGAAGCAGUAACACGUUAGAAGUGUUUUCGUGUUGAAUAGGUGCAGAAAUAAUGGAGAAUAUUCAAAAUGUCCCGAUCGACAUUCAGACCAGCAAACUGUUAGACUGGCUGCUGGAUCGACGUCACUGUAACCUGAAAUGGCAGAACGCAGUGAAAGAGAUCAGAGAGAAGAUAAACGCUGCCAUCCAGGACAUGCCGGAGAACGAGGAGAUCAAGCAGCUUCUCUCAGGCUCCUACAUUCACUACUUUCACUGCUUGAGGAUCGUGGAGAUCCUGAAGGGAACUGAAGCUUCCUCCAAGAACAUCUUUGGCAGAUAUUCAUCUCAGAGGAUGAAGGACUGGCAAGAGAUUGUGUCACUUUAUGAGGAAGAUAAUAUCUAUUUGGCGGAGGUGGCCAGCCUGCUGAUCCGUAACGUGAGCUACGAGGGCCCGGCUCUGAGGAAGCAGCUGGCCAAAGCCCAGCAGCUGCAGCAGGAGCUGAGCAGACGGGAGGUGGAGUGUCAGAGCUCCGCAGCAGACCUGAGGGAGCGCUACUACUCCGCCUGCAAACAGUACGGCAUCACCGGAGAAAACGUGCCGCGGGAGCUUCAGGCUCUGGUCAAAGAUUUACCGGCAGUUCUUGACGAGGUCGGGAAGGAUGCAGCGAAGUUAGAGGAGCUGAUCAAACUUUAUACUGCGUUCACAAACUUUGUAUGUGAAUGGUCUGAGCCUGUGCUGCCCAUGCUGACCUUCGUCCAGGAGAAAGGAAACCCGACGUUUUACGAGUGGAGGACGGGAAAAGUCCCGACGGUUGUUGAGAGGCCCGUUGUGGAGGAAGCUCCGCCUGAAGUACUCGCAGGGGAAGCGAUCGACUGGGGAGACUUCGGCAGCGGUGCAGACGCUGGAGGCGUCACAGUGGAGGCUGGGAUCGACUGGGGCAUCAGCCUGGAGCCCAGCUCGGAGGACUCUGGUGCUGGUGGGAUCGACUGGGGCGACAGUGAACCAGCUCCCAUUGAAAUUGAAGUUGUGGAUUCAGGCGCAGACUGUCCUGAGGGCGAGGCAAGAGGCGAGGACGCUUUAAGCAUCCUGGAGAACUCUCAGUCACGCAGCCAGUUCAUCGAUGAGCUCCAGGAGCUGGAGGCGUUCUUAACGCAGCGCAUUACUGAGAUGGGAGAGGAGGGAGACGUGGUCGCUAUGAGCCAGUUCCAGCUGGCCCCCUCCGUCAUCCAGAGACAGAGCCGGGAACAUGUGCGGGGGAUGCUGUCGGAGGUGCAGGACCUGCUGGGCCGCCUCACCUCGCUCCGGAUGCAGCACCUGUUCAUGAUCCAGGCCUCGCCGCGGUAUGUUGAGCGUGUGUCGGAGGUGCUGAGGCAGAAGCUGAAGCAGGCGGAUAUUCUGCUGCUGAAAGGAGCCACGAUGGUGGAGAGACGGCAGGAGGCCCUGGAGGAGCAGUCCAGGCUGGAGCCUCGAGUUGACCUGCUGGCAGGAUGCACCCGGGAGCUCCAGAAACUGAUUGAAGCCGACAUUUCGAAGCGUUACCACAAAAGGCCGGUCAACCUGAUGGGAGUUAAUAUAUAGUGAAUGUUGUUCACUAAAAUUAUUUUUGUCAUGAUCUACAUGGAGAAAUAAAAGUGGUAUUUAAUUUUAGGUCUUGUGUAUUCUUUACUUAAAAAAAAAAAGUGUAUGCUUGUAUAAAAUGUGUGAAUUCUGUUUAAAUUUUGUUUUUUUCUAUUGAUGAAUGCAUCCAAUGUAUAAACUUUUAUUUUUCAUUAUAUAAUUUAAUUUUUUUCAUUUAAGGGGAAUAUGCUUUAUCAUCAUACAUAAAGCAAAUUAAGUUCUUAUUAUUGCAUAAUAAAUAAAUAAAGACAUAAGAUAUCAAUGCAUUUUAAGGGUGGAAAUAUAAAUAAAUAUCUUGAAAAUAAUUGCAGAACCAGAAUAAUCACAUGCAGACAUUACUUACUGUUGGUAAUCUUAAAAAUAUUAUAUUAUAUUAAAUAUAUAUAUAAUUCAGAAUUUAGAGAAGAUUUAGUAACUUGUAUGAAUGUAAAACUUAACAAAACUAGUAAAUUAACCAUAUUUGUCACACAGUUUGAAAGAACAUGUUUUUUAUGAUUUGUUUGGAAAUAAUCUUCCAAUUUUCUAUGAUUACUAUCAUUAAACAUUUAUAAAAUUGUACAAUGUACUUUUCUUAAUUUAUUUGGAAUAAAAAAAUAUUAAAG